Molecule: messenger RNA, 240 nt
Organism: Spirodela intermedia
Lineage: Eukaryota; Viridiplantae; Streptophyta; Magnoliopsida; Alismatales; Araceae
Source: the annotation of a GenBank genome assembly
AUGGAAGCGGUGAACAUGAAACUCUACCUCGAGAACCGGUGCAUCAUGGAGGAGAACGAGAGGCUGCGAGAGAAAGCUUCCGUCCUUCGCCGCGAGAACCAAAUCCUUCUCUCGCAGCUCCAACAUACGUGCCGCUUCAAUAGCGAGAAGACCUCCCCCGGCGGCGGCCGCGCCGAUGAAUAUCCGGCCAUCCCCCGCCCUCGCUGCCGCCGCCAGCGCGGCCGGUCCGACGAUCCCUGA